Peromyscus californicus insignis is the source of this 1385-nucleotide messenger RNA. RefSeq names its product actin beta (gene Actb). The transcript is spliced from 6 exons. Bases 3 to 1265 code for a protein of 420 amino acids. NCBI's taxonomy places the organism in Eukaryota, Metazoa, Chordata, Mammalia, Rodentia, Cricetidae. The record is from RefSeq and is a predicted model, not a curated record.
UUAUGGCUCGAGUGGCCGCUGUGGCGUUCUAUAAAACCCGGCGGCGCAACGCGCAGCCACUGUCGAGUCCGCGUCCACCCGCGAGCACAGGCCUCUCGCAGCUUUCUUCGCCGCUCCACACCCGCCACCAGUUCGCCAUGGAUGACGAUAUCGCUGCGCUCGUUGUCGACAACGGCUCCGGCAUGUGCAAAGCCGGCUUCGCGGGCGACGAUGCUCCUCGGGCCGUCUUCCCCUCCAUCGUGGGCCGCCCUAGGCAUCAGGGUGUGAUGGUGGGCAUGGGCCAGAAGGACUCCUACGUGGGCGACGAGGCCCAGAGCAAGAGAGGCAUUCUGACCCUGAAGUACCCUAUUGAACACGGCAUUGUCACCAACUGGGACGAUAUGGAGAAGAUCUGGCACCACACCUUCUACAAUGAGCUGCGUGUGGCCCCUGAGGAGCACCCCGUGCUGCUCACUGAGGCCCCCCUGAACCCCAAGGCCAACCGUGAAAAGAUGACCCAGAUCAUGUUUGAGACCUUCAACACCCCAGCAAUGUACGUGGCCAUUCAGGCCGUGCUGUCCCUGUAUGCCUCUGGUCGUACCACUGGCAUUGUGAUGGACUCCGGAGACGGGGUCACCCACACUGUGCCCAUCUAUGAGGGCUACGCUCUCCCUCAUGCCAUCCUGCGUCUGGACCUGGCUGGCCGGGACCUGACAGACUACCUCAUGAAGAUCCUGACCGAGCGUGGCUAUAGCUUCACCACCACAGCCGAGAGGGAAAUCGUGCGUGACAUCAAAGAGAAGCUGUGCUAUGUUGCCCUGGACUUCGAGCAAGAGAUGGCCACUGCUGCAUCCUCUUCUUCCCUGGAGAAGAGCUAUGAGCUGCCUGAUGGCCAGGUCAUCACUAUUGGCAACGAGCGGUUCCGCUGCCCUGAGGCUCUUUUCCAGCCUUCCUUCCUGGGUAUGGAAUCCUGUGGCAUCCAUGAAACUACAUUCAAUUCCAUCAUGAAGUGUGACGUUGACAUCCGUAAAGACCUCUAUGCCAACACAGUGCUGUCGGGUGGCACCACCAUGUACCCAGGCAUUGCCGACCGGAUGCAGAAGGAGAUCACUGCUCUGGCUCCCAGCACCAUGAAGAUCAAGAUCAUUGCUCCUCCUGAGCGCAAAUACUCUGUGUGGAUCGGUGGCUCCAUCUUGGCCUCCCUGUCCACCUUCCAGCAGAUGUGGAUCAGCAAGCAGGAAUACGAUGAGUCCGGCCCCUCCAUCGUGCACCGCAAAUGCUUCUAGGCGGACUGUUACUGAGCUGCGUUUUACACCCUUUCUUUGACAAAACCUAACUUGCGCAGAAAAAAAAAAUGAGACAACAUUGGCAUGGCUUUGUUUGUUUUUGUUUUUGUUUUUUUUUUU